Molecule: messenger RNA, 1249 nt
Organism: Diospyros lotus (date-plum)
Lineage: Eukaryota; Viridiplantae; Streptophyta; Magnoliopsida; Ericales; Ebenaceae
Product: EID1-like F-box protein 3
Exons: 1
Coding region: 29-955 (308 amino acids)
Source: RefSeq, a predicted model, not a curated record
GUCAUCUAUUUAUGGAAUCGCGUGUACGAUGUCUCACCGAGAUGCCGAAGCCAGAUCGCUGCCGGAAAUGAGUGCGAGCCAGAAGCCUAGGUUGAACCCGGCCGGCGAGGGCUCCGAGCCCGGCGAUUCGGGGAUACUCAACGAGCGGGUACUCCUCCUUGUAUUAAACUCUCUGCAGUGGGAUAUCCACGUGCUCUGCCACACAGCGGCUGUUAGCCGGAAGCUUCGAGCGGUCGCGAAGAGGAUUUUGUGGAGGGAACUGUGCGUUUAUCGCGCGGCGCGCAUGAUAGCGGCAUUGACGAACGGCGGGCCGAACAGCCGGAUCGGAGGCGGAUGGCAGGCGUUGGCCAAGCUGCUCUUCUUCUGCUGCGGCUGCGCGUCGACUCGUAAUUUCCCGGUGAGUCACGCAUUGCCGGGCCACUUCGUGAAGGCGUCUCGGUUUUCCAAGACGUCGGGUCGGAGCUUCCUAACGAAGAAAUGCAGGGGCGACCUGCUGUACGUGAGCGACCCGUGCGAGCAUCCAGGAGGCAGCAACGGGGAGGAGGAUUUGGGGAUUUACAGAGGGGUAUUUCGGGGAUUCAUGAAAUCAAGGACGAGGGCUUGCCUGAUCGCUCGCCAGGUGGAGCUCGAGGAAAGGGUGAGGUGUCCUUACUGUGGGGCCCGCGUGUGGAGUAUGACCGCUGCUAAGCUCGUCCCAAGAACUGCAGCUUGGCGGCUCGGUUCGCGUGACGGUGGCCUGGAGUUUUUCGUCUGUUUGAACGGCCAUAUGCACGGCUCGUGUUGGUUAGUCCCUCUGUCGUCCGAUGAAGCUGCUGCUGCCAACACGGACGAUCAGGAUUGCAGUGAUCACAGCGAAGACGAUGGUGGCGGGCCCAGUGGAUACGGUGGUGCUGAUCGGACGGACACGAUGACUAACGGAAGUAUGAGCUCGGUUGAUGAGUUCGUCGCCCGCUGAUUGAAGUCUAUGAGUGAAGCCAUCUCUUGCCACGUCAACGGAGACCAGGGUUUUUGGAUGCCCGCCCGCCAGUCUUCAGAAUAAUCCACUUGUAAAUUCUGUGUGCCAUUCUCCCUCGUAUUACAAUUUUGUUUGAAUGGUUUCGCAUAAUAAAAGAGACAUUAGUUUCUUAUUGUUGGGGGCGCAGUCACUUCAUAGUAAAUAGCUUUCGCAGUCACUUUUAUUUUUUUUAUAAAAAAUAUGUAUUGUAUUAUCAUUUAAAAUUUCUUUCUAUAAAAUUUAUUUUUCAAUGAA